This is a messenger RNA of Anisakis simplex (herring worm), 588 nucleotides long. Lineage: Eukaryota; Metazoa; Nematoda; Chromadorea; Rhabditida; Anisakidae. The record is from the annotation of a GenBank genome assembly.
UGUGAUUUGUAUGUGAGUUACGAUGACGAUGAUGCAGUGUUAUUGUUGGCGAUACUCGAUUUUAUUUCUUGUUCUGAUCAUCGACUUCAUACCGCCAAUUUGGAUGUCUCUUUGAAGAAGCAUAAAAUUCGGUGUUUCGCGACCUCGCCAAAACUUCAGUUAACAUUACAGUCGAAAGAACAACGUGGAGAGCAAUGUUCAACGUUGGCAUCAGCACACGAAGAUCACAUACCGAUUGAGUUGAAGCUGCGAUCGGGCAAAAUUCGUGGCACCGAGUCGAUAUUUUUGCAUAGGCGAGUACGCGCCUUCUUGGGCGUUCCGUUCGCCGAACCGCCGAUAGGUCGGCAACGAUUCCGAGCGCCCACACCGAAACAGCCCUGGAAUGGUACCGUAAAUGCGACACGUCUCGCACCUGCUUGCUAUCAGGGUCGUGAUACCUACAAUGUGACAUUUUGGGGAUCGGAGAUGUGGAAUGCGAACACCGAGAAUACGGAGGAUUGUCUCUAUUUGAACAUUUGGGCACCUGCCGAAGCACAGUAUGUUCGUUGCUAUUUAUUCACUGAGUUAGCGCAAACUAAUGCUAUGUGA